AUGGCGACCACGUCGGAAGCCAAGAACGAGAAGCUCGACAUCUCGCCGGCGACACCCGCCGUGAGCGACGGCAAUGGCUCACUGAAGGAGGCCGAGCUGGAGAGCCACGAGGUGUUUCAGAAGAAUGCCGAUGGCGUCGAUUUCCGGAAUGUGAGCUGGCAGCGGGCGACUAUCAUCUUUCUCAAGAUCAUCUUUGCGACUGGUGUCCUCUCCAUCCCGACGGCCAUGUACAGCUAG
Messenger RNA from Pestalotiopsis fici W106-1, 237 nucleotides. RefSeq lists its product as uncharacterized. The coding region runs from base 1 to 237 and encodes 78 amino acids. The record is from RefSeq and is a predicted model, not a curated record. The transcript has a single exon. Lineage: Eukaryota; Fungi; Ascomycota; Sordariomycetes; Amphisphaeriales; Sporocadaceae.